AUGGCCAGGAAAUGGCAAAAGAUGGCUGCAAGAGGAAGGAAAAGAAUCUCAUUUGGUGUUCUGCCCAAGAGCAAUUCAUGCAAGAAAGCAGCUGCAAUUGCAGAGAAGGGACACUUUGUAGCCUACGCAUCUGAUGGCAAAAGGUACAUGGUUCCCCUUGCCUGCCUCCAACGGCCAAUCUUUCAGGAGUUGUUGAAGAUGGCAGAAGAAGAGUUCGGGUUGAACAUCAAUGGCGCAAUCACAUUCCCUUGUGAUUCUACAGUCGUUGACUAUAUCAUGUCACUUGUGCAGAGAGAAAUGUCCAGCCAGAUAGAGAAUGCACUGGUGGCAUCUCUGAGCAGCACUAGAUGCUUCCCAUCCUCGGUGUUGCCGCAAUGCCAUCCUUACCAACAAAUACCCCUUGAAGGGUUUUAA
Molecule: messenger RNA, 414 nt
Organism: Nymphaea colorata (pocket water lily)
Lineage: Eukaryota; Viridiplantae; Streptophyta; Magnoliopsida; Nymphaeales; Nymphaeaceae
Product: auxin-responsive protein SAUR64-like
Exons: 1
Coding region: 1-414 (137 amino acids)
Biological process (GO): response to auxin
Source: RefSeq, a predicted model, not a curated record